AUCAACUUCAAGAUUUUCAGUUAGUGACAACAACAAAGUGGUUUGGCAUUUGUUUCUGUAUUUUUAGUGAAAGUGAUUUUUUUUUUCACACUUCGAAUUCUUUCGUUUUCGUCUAAAUUUCUUUCAUCUUGAGAUAUAACAACUUUGCACACACCUACUUGUACACAAUCAGUGCACAAUGGACGGUGAACCAUCAGCGAAGAGAACCAAAGUUGAUGAUGACGAAGUUCAUCAGGCGCUUCAGUCCAUCGAAGAAAACCAGAAAGUACUAGAGGAACUGAACAAGGAGGCUGCCGAAGAAAUGAUAAAGAUCGAGCAGAUUUACUCGAAGAAACGGCAGCCGGUGUUCAAUCAACGGAGCGAGUGUAUCGCCAAAGUUCCAAAGUUUUGGCUAAAAGUGUUCAACAAUCAUCACAUUAUGCGAAGACUUAUGCCUCCUGAUGAAAAGGAAUGCCUCAGUUACUUGACAAAUGUAGAUGUGGAAGAGUUUGAAGAUAUCAGAACAGGAUAUCGGUUCAAAUUUACUUUUGAUGAAAAUCCGUACUUUACAAACCGGGUCCUUAUUAAAGGCUUCUACAAUGACAAAACAAGAGGCCCAACAUCCACUGCCACUCACAUCAAUUGGUUGGAUGGGAAAAGUCUGCUCAAUAAUUUUUCCAACAACCGGAAGCAAAACUAUAAAAUGACUUUCUUCAAAUGGUUUUCCGAUGAAAGUAACACAUCAGCCAAUCAUAUUUCAGAGGCUUUAAAAGAAGACAUCUGGCCAAACCCUAUACUGUAUUAUACAAAAAGAGACAUCAGCAGUGCGAAUGGAAUCCUCACUGACAGCGAUGUCGGAAGUGUGAUUGAGAUUGAUGACAGCAACUCAAGUGACGAUAGUGAUGAUGACAAUGACAUUCAGUUUAAUUACAACGACAGUGAAGGUGAAGGUGAUUCAUUCCAUCCUGAUUUAUCGAGUGAUGAAGAGGACGGAAUUUAUGACGGAGAACUGAAUGAUUCUUCGAGCGGCGUUGAAGAGAGAGUUGGUAGUGGUCAACCAGAAAGUGUCGAAGACUUAGACUCAAGUUUUAACUCUGACGAACCCUCUGCUGUCAAUGCCAGCGAAUCCUCUGAAAACCCGGGUAGUCAACCGAGUGACAACGUUAAAAACUCUGAAGGCACAUAAAAAGGUACUCCCCUCAUCAUGUAAAUAAGUUACAUGAGGAAAUAUCCAGAAGAUAGAUAAAAAUUAUGCUUGAGAACCUGUUCAUUAAACUAAGGCAAUCUACUUCUAUGCUUUUUUAGGCGCUGUGGUACUUAAAUGGCAUCCAUAGAUGUCAGCUUUUUUACUGUCGUGAUAAAGUGACUCUUAAUGAUAUAACUUUUUCCUUUCUUUUUGAUAUUGGUAUUUGUUUUUUCUUUCCUCUUUCACUGUUCUCCUGUAAAUCAGGUACCUUCCCACCUCACAGUUUCUCCUCUGACUGAAGUACAUGGCCACGUUUUAUGAUGAGCCCUUUUAUAUCUAAAUCUCCAUGUUGUGGAGGAUUCAAGUGAAAAUGUAGAUUCGCUCUCUUUCCAGCAGAAGAAUGUCAUGUAUAAACCUUGAAAUGAAAGGUCCGUAUCUUCUGAAGCCUAAAAAAUCAUUUUAUAAUUCAAAUUAAGUCAUUUUCAACUCAUCGGAUUAAAUUGAUUUUAGUCUUCAAACAAGUUUAUAAGUUGCGCUUGUUUUUAAUCUAUUGUGUAAGAACUGUCUUCUCUUUAAUCAAAUUGAUUUUGCUUAGUUUGUACCUAGAAACAUACUUAAAUUACAAAACAUACCGUAUAAAAAUACGUCCAUACAUAUUUUUAUCAUCUAGAGAGACUCUGACCAAGAGAUAUCGCUCACCUUGCUAACUUUUUUAUACACUUGAAUGUGAUCUAAAAUUGUAUCCCAUCAAAAUUUCCUUUUUUCUAAUUACUGAGAUUCUUUUGGCUUCAUGAAGAUAAGGCCCUCUUUCCUCCCUCAAAAUAUUGAGACUAAAAUAUUUAAAACAUUUUUUUACUUCAACAAGAAUUUUAUUCUUACAAUUAAGUUCAUAUUCAUUUACUAUUAAAAGAUACACAAUCUCUCUGAAGACCUGUCGAUCGUUUCGAAUUUUUUAAGAUAUCUGCUUGAAAACAUACUCUAAUGGGCAAGCUACUUUAUAAAGACAGGGUGAGAGGAGGCAACCACUCUUUUUAUCAUUGGCUCCUCAAAAAUUGCAAAAUUUUAAACAUUUCAUAGAAAUCUCUAAAUCCACAGUGAAUCA
Messenger RNA from Bemisia tabaci, 2267 nucleotides. It is a transcript of the gene Set, whose product is annotated as NAP domain-containing protein SET. Gene Ontology annotation, biological process: nucleosome assembly. NCBI's taxonomy places the organism in Eukaryota, Metazoa, Arthropoda, Insecta, Hemiptera, Aleyrodidae. Gene Ontology annotation, cellular component: nucleus. The record is from RefSeq and is a predicted model, not a curated record.